Messenger RNA from Arachis stenosperma, 1383 nucleotides. Its product is annotated as nuclear transcription factor Y subunit A-7-like. Gene Ontology annotation, molecular function: RNA polymerase II cis-regulatory region sequence-specific DNA binding; DNA-binding transcription factor activity, RNA polymerase II-specific. The transcript has 6 exons. Gene Ontology annotation, cellular component: CCAAT-binding factor complex. The record is from RefSeq and is a predicted model, not a curated record. Bases 206 to 820 code for a protein of 204 amino acids. Gene Ontology annotation, biological process: regulation of transcription by RNA polymerase II. NCBI's taxonomy places the organism in Eukaryota, Viridiplantae, Streptophyta, Magnoliopsida, Fabales, Fabaceae.
UGGAUAGGUAGGGGGCCCAGUUUAGUUUAGUGAAGUGCAGUGCGUAUGUUUUUGUGUGAAAGCGCACACAUACUCUCUGCUGCUGCCGCAACACCAACACCAUAAACUACAUUCCUGCCUCCUUUCUCUCUCUUUCUCAAUCAACUUCAAUUAUUCACUCUCCUUCACUCCAGAUUUGGGCAAGUUUGAGGGUGAUUAGGAAAUCAUGACCUCUGCUAAUGACAUCACUGAUAAUGAAGCUGAUGGGAAGCAACAGUCUGAAUCAGAGAUGCAGUCUUCCUCUGCAAAUGGAACUUCUGAUCCAGACACGGGUUCCCAGAAUGUUCAGUUUGAAAAACCUGCACAGCUUGGAGAUGUUCUGGCUAUGGCACCACCUGGUUACCCAUAUCCAGAUCCUUACUAUAGAAGCAUCUUUACUCCCUAUGAUACACAAGCUUAUGCCCCACUGCCUUAUGGUGGACAACCGAUGGUCCAUUUUCAGUUAAUGGGAAUUCAGCAAGCUGGUGUUCCUCUGCCAAGUGAUGCUUUUGAGGAGCCUGUGUUUGUAAAUGCGAAACAAUAUCAUGGUAUAUUAAGACGAAGGCAAUCCCGUGCCAAAGCUGAAUCAGAGCGUAAAGCUAUUAGGAAUAGGAAGCCAUACUUGCAUGAAUCUCGGCAUUUGCAUGCGCUGAAAAGAGCAAGAGGAUGUGGAGGCCGAUUUCUAAAUGCAAAGGAAAAUGAGAACGGACAUAAUGAUGCGGCAUCAACUGACAAAUCACAGUGCAAUAUCAACCCCAAUUCUGAUAAAAGUGAUAUCACUUCAUCAGAUAGGACAGUCUAAAACCGUGAAACUGACGUUACCUUAAGACAGUUGGGGACCUGUUGUAUAUCGCAAUAUCAAAAUAACACCAGCGCGGAUAUCUCUGUGUUGCUUCAUUCUGGCUCUAUAGGUACGUUACCUUAGACAGUUGGGGACCUGUUGUAUAUCGCAAUAUCAAAAUAACACCAGCGCGGAUAUCUCUGUGUUGCUUCAUUCUGGCUCUAUAGGUAUAUCUUUUGUGUAGUAGUACCUUAGGAUUUCACAUUCAUCCUGGUAAAAUGUAAAUUUAAGUGAUUUUAUCAGAUAUUAUUGGCCUUUUAAGCCGUUGGUAGGGGAUAUUUUUAUGGUGAUGAGUAUUUCUUUGUAUCUGGUAUUUUGGAGAGGUUAGAGAUUAUCCUAAGCCAUGAUGAAAGUUUGGUUGAAUCAUGUUUAUUUAGCCAGACUAUUGUUGUACUUGUAUGUCCUUUGAUCCAUUCUUGUCAGAGCGGAGGACAAGUUAAAAGGAAUUUUAAGGUGGAACCUAAACUGAUUUGCUAAAAUGUUGUCGACAACUGCAGAAUGGUACUUCAAUCUUGCAAUUAUUG